GUUGGUAAGAUGACGAUUACAUGCAGGCAGGGACGCUUGGAUGCACUGGUACCUAACCUAAAUAUGGGAAUUGUCAUUCACAAUUAUACACGUUUACUCUGAUCAACAGAAGUCGGUGUGUAGUUAACCCAUCUGUCGUCACCCAUUCAUCAUUAUUGCUGCUAAUGAACGCAGCUGAUCGGAUGAGUGUCAGUGCGGCGGACGGGAGCAGUUGAACUGAGACACUGGCCCUUUAAGAGUCCCUGGCUCCAGCGGCAGAGGCGAAGAGAGCGGAGAGCAGCGGCGGUCCGGAGCAGGCACACUGCAGCACAGCCUCCCGUAGCCCACCUGACAGCAGAGCCGAGCCGAGCCGAGUCGAGCCGAGCCGAGCGGAGCAGGGCGGAGCGGCAUCACCGGGCCUGCCACCCGGUCCGCAUCACAACAAAUCGCGUCCUGGAAGGGGGAAUGGCGGGGCACCUAGCCCGCUAGGCUAACCGAACACAUCCCCUAGAAGCGGACGGCGCACGGCCGACGCCCCCCCCCCCCCCUCCUCGAAGAUGGUCUCGUGGAUCAUUUCGAGGAUAGUUGUCCUCGCCUUUGGGACGCUCUACCCGGCAUACUCCUCAUAUAAGGCGGUCAAAACGAAGAACGUGAAGGAAUAUGUGAAGUGGAUGAUGUACUGGAUAGUAUUUGCGUUGUUCACCACAGCAGAGACGGCCACAGACCUGCUCCUAUCAUGGUUUCCAUUUUACUUUGAGCUAAAGAUUGCCUUUGUGAUCUGGCUCCUGUCCCCAUACACCAAAGGCUCCAGCGUCCUCUACCGCAAGUUUGUCCACCCGACCCUGUCCAACAAAGAGAAGGAGAUCGAUGAGUAUAUAACACAGGCCAAAGACAGGAGUUACGACACCAUGAUGAGGUUCGGAAAGCGGGGUCUCAACCUGGCUGCUACUGCGGCCGUCACCGCAGCCACCAAGGGACAGGGUGUGCUGUCGGACAAGCUGCGUAGUUUCAGCAUGCAGGACCUGACUCUCAUCAACGCGGACGACGAUCUGGCUCUGCACACUUCAGAUGCUCGCAUGAGACGGGACCCCAUGGACGAGAUGAGCUCAGGGGCCAGCACGCUGCCGCGGGCCAAGAGCACUGCUGCACGGCAGACCCGCUCUUCGGCAGCCGUGUCCCUUGCUGAUGACGUGUCAUCCCAACACAGCUCUGACCAAUCGGACACGAGGACUGAGCACUCCGAUGAAGAUGUGGGAGAGAAAGUCCCCAAACGUGCGACUAGUGUCAAAGCAACCAAGAAACCUGCUGCUUCUAAGACAGAGCCUCAAACUAAGGCGGUGAAGAAGCCAACAAAGAAAAAGACUACGACCAAUAAUGCAGAGACGCCACCAUGAGGCCUGCUGCACACAGCCUGCAGACUCUUCUUCCUGUUCUUCUCCACACAAACACAUAUCCACUACGUGUGUGUGUAUAUAUAUAUAUAUAUAUGUAUGUCAAUCACCAAAAUUGCGUCGCUCUUGAUGGUUUUUAGAGCAAAGUGCAGAUUUAGUUUUUAGCCACCUUUUAUGAGGGAAAAGUUCAUUAGCAUUUUCUGGGUUGUUGCAUUUUUUGUCUCACUGACAUUUAAAAGUCGGAUGUUUCUCUGACCCCCCUUUUUUUAUUUUGAAGGUCAUUAGUAAUCACAUAAUUGAUGCUCCUACUCUCUUUGACAUGUAGGCACCUGUAAUAGCUGAUGAUAUGAGCUGGUCAUGUGCAGUCUUUUAGUCUUUUCAAUUCAGUAUUGAUGUUCUUGAUCCAGCUGUGGCGGUUUGAUCUAUUCUUCACGCCUACCUCCCUAUAUUUGGGUCCCUUAUAUGACCUCUGGAUACUGGUUCCAGUUGAAAAACUAAAAUCUCAUGUUGAUUUUCCAUGAUUGUAGAACUCCUCAGAAACAUCUGGUUGAAGUUAUAAAUAUUUUUUUUAUUUACCAGGGAGGCCUGCACUGACCACUAGUCGUAAACACCCUUAAUACUGACUCAGACCUCAUCAUUCCUCCUUUUACCUACAGCUCAGCACAUAAUGGCUUUCAAUCAGCGGUCUAGUUUUACAGGAUGACUUGAUCAUGAUCUAAACUGUCUUGGUUUUCUCUCUUACCUUUUUUUUUUUUUAACCAUUUGGUCUAAAGUUUAACUUCCCCUCACUAGGUCUGUAAACCUCUGAGUGAGUCUGGCUCUGCUUUGUUCAGGUCUCACUUUUGUCACCUUUCUUCCUCACUACUUUAAUAUGACUUCCGCGUCAUGUACAGUGAUGGAGAGGUUUGUUUAGUGUUGGCUUAGUUAUCCUUCAUCUAGACGUCCCACCCUAAGGUUGUAUUUACCCACGAUCAUUAAUUUAUUACACUUCUGUUUUAUACAGUUCUGUUGGUCAUGUAAUAUUGGUAAUAGAUAUGAUCACUGUGCAUAACCACGUCUCUUAAGGUAAUGCUGUAACUAACUGACUGAGUAAUACACUCGUCAUAGACGAGUUGCCAGUGUUGGUGAGGUAACAUCUGCUUUCAGUGAUGUCAGUAAUAUCGUCUAUGUUCAACAUUAGGAAGUCAUGGAAGUAGCUUUGCACUUUCUCAGUGAUUUGAACCGCGCUGUGGUGAUACUUUGCCUCACUAUCAAAGCAGGAUGAAGCAAUAUGGAAGUAAUUCAACCAAAACCAACAUCAAGAGACGGUGAGAAUUAUUUUCUCAUCUAGGAAGAGCUUUUUUUUUCCAGUUGCCAGACUCUUCACUCGUCAUGGUUUCUUCUGAGUGCUCUGUAAUGGGAAAUCUAAAAGCAUGAGACCACUUGUGCACUCAUCACUGCUGUCUGCAGGGGGAGACAAACCCCAACUCAACUGUCGGCAAACUUAAUAAACUAUGUCAACGCAAUGUAAAUAGGAAACGUCGCUGUAUAAACAGUGAGAGCUUGCUUGCCUUAUUCAUUCUCUGGGCUGACAAACAUUUGAUUUCACCAUAAUUUGUGGGUUAAAAUUCAUAAUCUUGACAAAUCAUAUGCUCUGAGAUCAGAGGAAAUUGAUUUUUGUUGUUGUAUUUUAAUUAACAAGUCUACUUCACAUCAAGUCUUAGUAGAGAAUUUCAACCGAGUCUAAACGAAUGCUUGUAUGUUCACAUCCUGCUAUGUUCUCUACUUAGACUGGUUAUAAAUUAUCAUAAGGCCAUGGGCUUUUAAUUUUAAUGUUUAGAAGUCACAUUCUGUCUUAUCAAGAUACCGCUCUAGAUUUUUUUCUUGUUUCACAUUGGAUAUUUAUUUUUGAUUUUUUUUCUAUUUAAAAUCAGUAUUGCAUACAGAGACAUUCAUAUAUUGUUUGUGCCAAUUCUCAAAGCUCCAUGUCAAAAAGGAUAACAGUGUGUGUGCUGGGACAAUGGUGUAACAAGGUCAUGUAACAGUAAUAAAACUACUAAUAAAUGAAAGUAAA
Molecule: messenger RNA, 3423 nt
Organism: Scophthalmus maximus (turbot)
Lineage: Eukaryota; Metazoa; Chordata; Actinopteri; Pleuronectiformes; Scophthalmidae
Gene: reep2
Product: receptor accessory protein 2
Exons: 8
Coding region: 537-1373 (278 amino acids)
Biological process (GO): endoplasmic reticulum tubular network organization
Cellular component (GO): endoplasmic reticulum tubular network; cytoplasmic microtubule; endoplasmic reticulum membrane
Molecular function (GO): taste receptor binding; microtubule binding
Source: RefSeq, a predicted model, not a curated record